UUCCAUGGGGAAAUUAAAGUACUAACACGAAUGAUGGUUGACCCUAAUGCCAUACUUCAAAAAGCAGGACAUAAGGAUCUAGCAUAUACAAGAGGGGAAAUAUUGGAUGUGGUUCAGCUCACUGAUGCUAAUAAAAUACUGUGCCGCAACUGUGAAGGGAAAUUUGGAUACGUACCGCGAAAGGCUGUUCUGAAAUUAGAGAAAAAUAUCUACAGUAAUAUCAGCUUUGAUGAUGUUUAUGAUGAUACCGAGCUCAUAUCAAAUACAUUUCCUGCUAUGCCAGCCAAAGCAAGAUUUCAAAGUGGUUAUACUACAAGAUUGUUCCAAAGAAAUUCCAAACAAAUAAGUAAAGCUGAAAUACCAAAAAUGGAGAAUUUAAAAAACAUGAAGGCUGAAGAUAAAGAACUGAAAGAAAUGAGGAAGAGAUUUAAGUUUGAAGGAGAAAUAAAGGUUUUGACUCGUAUGAUGGUAGUCCCGAGUGCUGGAAACAAGAGAGGUGGAGGAAAAGAUCUACCAAUCAGUAAAGGAGAAAUCUUUGAAGUGAUUCAGUUCACCAAUCAAGAAAAAAUACUGUGCAGAAAUAGUAAAGGCAAAUAUGGCUAUGUUAAGAGAAGAUAUGUUUUACAACUUGAAAAAGAACUUUCUGAUUCUACCAGAACCUCAGGUUCUGGAAUUAUUACCAAAACAAGAUGACAGCAUUACUGCUAAUCUGAGCUAUUUAUUGUAUACUUUUUCUUCUUGUGAGUGUUGUACCAAUCUGCAAAGUUAUAUGGGUAAAAUAAUAAUCUU
This is a messenger RNA of Nanorana parkeri, 789 nucleotides long. Its product is annotated as PML-RARA-regulated adapter molecule 1-like. Bases 31 to 693 code for a protein of 220 amino acids. The transcript has 10 exons. Gene Ontology annotation, molecular function: protein binding. Gene Ontology annotation, cellular component: plasma membrane. NCBI's taxonomy places the organism in Eukaryota, Metazoa, Chordata, Amphibia, Anura, Dicroglossidae. The record is from RefSeq and is a predicted model, not a curated record. Gene Ontology annotation, biological process: T cell receptor signaling pathway; protein localization to plasma membrane; integrin-mediated signaling pathway.